Drosophila takahashii is the source of this 1491-nucleotide messenger RNA. Its product is annotated as probable cytochrome P450 6a20. Gene Ontology annotation, molecular function: heme binding; monooxygenase activity; iron ion binding. The record is from RefSeq and is a predicted model, not a curated record. NCBI's taxonomy places the organism in Eukaryota, Metazoa, Arthropoda, Insecta, Diptera, Drosophilidae.
CUAGCCGGUGUUCUUACCCUCGUCGCGUAGUUCGUGCACCAAAACUUUAACUAUUGGAAGCGUCGCGGUAUUCCCCACGAUGCACCCAAAAUUCCAUUCGGCAAUACCAGCGAGUCUAUGAAGACUAUGCAACUCUCGGAUAUUUUCAAAAGGACCUACUUUAAGUUUAAGAAUAAGACCGAUGGACCGUUCGUUGGAUUUUAUUUAUAUUUUAAAAAGACGGCGGUGGUCACCGAUAUUGAUUUCGCUAAGACUGUGCUGAUCCGCGAGUUUGACAAGUUCCACGAUCGCGGAAUGUUUCACAACGAGCGAGAUGAUCCGCUGUCCGCUCACCUGGUAAACCUCGAGGGUCAGAAGUGGAAAACCCUGCGCCAGAAACUGACUCCCACAUUCACCUCUGGCAAAAUGAAGACCAUGUUUCCCACCAUUCUGGACGUGGGGGAUGAUAUGAUUCGGGUAUUUGAAAGGAAAAUUUCCGAAAGUAAGGACUCCUUGGAGAUCACUGACUUAUUGGCCCGUUUUACCGCCGACGUCAUUGGAACUUGUGCCUUCGGUUUGGAUUGUCACAGUUUAUCCGAUCCUAAGGCGGAAUUUGUCCAAAUGGGAACUGCCGCCAUCACCGAACGACGUUAUGGAAAAUCGAUGGAUUUGUUUCUCUUCGGGGCCCCAAAAUUGGCGGCCAAGUUGCGUAUGAAGGGAAAUGUCCAAAAGGUCGAGGACUUUUACAUGAAUAUCAUUAAGAACACUGUGAAUUAUCGCGUAAAAAACAAAGUGAAACGAAACGAUUUUAUGGAUAUGCUGAUUGAUAUGAAAUUAAAAUACGAUAAUGGCGACAAGCAAAAUGGGUUAACCUUUAAUGAAAUUGCUGCCCAGGCUUUCAUAUUUUUCUUGGCUGGCUUUGAAACAAGCUCUACAACCAUGGGAUUUGCUCUAUAUGAGUUGGCCUCCAAUCAGGAUAUUCAGGAUAAACUAAGGGCUGAGGUGAAUAGCGUUUUGGAGAAACAUAAUGGAAAACUAGACUAUGACAGCAUGCGGGAGAUGACUUAUUUAGAGAAGGUUAUCGACGAGACCAUGCGGAAGCGUCCGGUAGUGGGUCAUUUAAUUCGCGUUGCAACCCAACGUUAUGAGCACACCAAUCCAAAGUAUUACAUUGAAAAAGGCACAGGAGUGAUUGUGCCGACCUGGGCCAUUCAUCAUGAUCCCGAGUUCUACCCGGAACCGGAGAACUUUAUCCCAGAGCGGUUCGAUGAGGAUCAGGUGCAACAGCGUCCCGCUUGCACCUUCCUUCCAUUUGGGGAUGGUCCCCGAAACUGCAUUGGUCUUCGCUUUGGUCGGAUGCAGGUCGUCGUUGGAAUGGCGCUGCUCAUCCACAACUUUAAGUUCGAGUUGCACCCUACCAAGACAGUCGUACCCUUAGAAUAUAGGACCGAUGAUAUUCUGCUGAGUUCAAAGGGGGGAAUUCAUCUAAAAGUCAGCAGAUUAGGAAUGUAA